This is a messenger RNA of Camponotus floridanus (Florida carpenter ant), 3720 nucleotides long. Its product is annotated as homeobox protein aristaless. The transcript is spliced from 4 exons. The record is from RefSeq and is a predicted model, not a curated record. Gene Ontology annotation, molecular function: RNA polymerase II transcription regulatory region sequence-specific DNA binding; DNA-binding transcription factor activity, RNA polymerase II-specific. Lineage: Eukaryota; Metazoa; Arthropoda; Insecta; Hymenoptera; Formicidae. Gene Ontology annotation, biological process: regulation of transcription by RNA polymerase II. The coding region runs from base 2034 to 3170 and encodes 378 amino acids.
UUCGCGAUACGCGUGUGCCGCGCGCGCUUACGGCUUCGCUCUCGCUUCUCGAGCCAACUGUCAAUUUCACCGUCAGACCAAUUGUACGUGGGACCGAGAGAUAUUAGUGACGGUUAUUAUACGGGAUAUCAGCCGCGUUCGUCAAUUAAAUAGAACACAUUAAAAUGUGAACUCAAAAAGUAGACAAGUAUAUGUGAUACACGUUGCAAUGUGAUCGAUUCAAGGAGACUCGUGUUCUGAGACACAUGGAUCUAUAUGGAAAACUAAUGAGAGAGAAAUGCUUGGGUGAUAACAGAUUUCAGUCUUUUAAAAAUGUUGUCAUAAUGUUGAUGCUGAUUUAUAAAGCUAAUCAAGCAUAUGAUGGACAUUUACUUUGUUGCACAAAUAAUCAAGAGGAAGAAUUAUGCUUCAUUUAGAUAUCAUAUGUACACAGAUUUAUUAUCAGAAUCUACGAUCUAUCGAGAAAAGUGAUUUUAAAUCAAAGAAUGUGAUUCCUUCAAUUAUAAUUAUUGGAGUUUAUAUCAUGACUAUUUAUUAACUAAACAUCUAUGACACAGAUUUCAAUUUCUCGAGUGAUUUCUAUUUUAUCUUGAAGUUUCUAUAAAUGUUGAGAUUGACUAUUAGUUUAUUAAAGACUAAUUAUAGACAUUGUAACAAAUAAAGUGUGCAUAAUAGUACGAGGAAUUUAGACGAAGAAUUAACGUAAAUAACGUUGUGCUUAUUUGAAAUAUUUACAGUCUCAUAUAAUUGCAAUCAAACGUGCAAAGUGAUUCCGUUGUGUCUGUGAAAAUCUUUGUUAAAGCUGUCAAAUGUUAAACAAGGCUAGAGAUUGAAAUCUCUUGGAUCUCCUGUCAUAACAUCACGUGUCGAAAUGUCAUCAGCUGAUCCUUUCGUUGCUUCGAAAAUAAUUGCAUGGGGAGCAAUUUUCUUGUAAAUAUCACUCGUAAACAAAGUAAGAAGUGACCAGAAGAGCGCAUACAAACCAUGAAAGAGUUCAUCGAUUUUUCCAGGUACAAAAUGUACGUGCGUGAGUGUGUUUUUACGAGCCCGACAGAGACUGUUUUUGCGUGACGCGCGAAUUGUCAAUCUGCGAUGAUACGUGCUCCUGAUAACGAUCGACGUGAUAACAUGCCAGCCGACGGGAUCGAUAGUAAACUAUUUGAUGAUCCGAUAUCGAGAAGCAUUCUUGAACGGUGACGCUUAUUCUUGACCGGAAUCGUGAUAGCACCGUCAAUCAUUGAUGCGAGGAUCGAAUUUAUUGGAGUGUAAACAAAAGAAAAGAAACAAUUUGCGACGUGAUAACGCAAAUAUUAAUGAUGCGAUUGCCAGAUACUCGAAAAUAAUCGAUCUCGGGAAUUAAUCACGAAAAAGAGACCAGUGAUAACGUUGACAUAUAAGAUAUGUAAUCGUUGUACUUGUUACCCGGAAAAAAAAUUCGUUUAUCGGUUAAAAACUCAAGUUAUCAUCGAAUUCCAGAGAUAUUGCGACGAACUAAUGAUUAUAUUAUCUAAGCUAACAAUAAGUGCACAUCCGUGACAUAUGUUGUGACGCUUCAGAUGGAGAACAGCUUCCUCGUAAAGUUGAGUUUGCAUGAUUGUGACAAGAUUGAACGUAGAUAUUUUUCACAGAAAAUUAUCGGCAAAAAUCAAGAUUGCCAUUAAUCUCUCGCGAGAUCCGCUGUAAUGUCUUAUAAACAAAAAAUAAAGUUGCAGAUGUUAUAUGACGUAGUGAAGUACUUGGAAUUUUUAUCCAACUGUAAAUUAGAUUAUGAGUAUCAGAUAUAUCACGCUGAGUAUUAUAUAUUAAGUGUCAUCGGACUCGAGCGUUAACAAGGUUGCGGGAACGGAGGUGCAAAGAAAUCAGCGCGGCUUGUUAAUAAGCGGAUAACAUUCAAUUGUGUAUGUCGUUAAUAAGGUCGCGCGAACGAAGAUGCGGGAGACAACGCCGACGGCGAAGAUGGCACGAUUCCGGUGUCUACGGUGAGAGGACGUGAGGUCUCCGAGUCUUUGCUGAAUUGUGCGACUGAAUCGACGAUGGAUCUCAGCACAACGCCCAGAAGAGCCACGGACGGCGUUGGUGACAUACAAAAGACCAGAGUGGCGAAAAGUGUCUUCAGCAUCCGCAGCCUCGUCGAUGUCGAGGAAGCGGAGCUACCCGCGCAGGAUGAGUGUUCGCCAAAUCAUUCAUUGCGAGGAGGCAGCGAGCAGGCCGUCCCGCAGACGAGUCCUGCGAGCAGCACGAGCAGCUCAAGCCAGGUUACUCAGGUGAGCCAGCAACCUCACCAGCAGCCUCAUCAGCAAUCGGCGCCGACGUCAACGACGACGACGACGCCCCAAUCUACCCAAAUGGGCAUCUCCACGGAGGAGGUGAGGCCCGAGGAAGAAGGCGCUCAUCCGCGAGCGGCCCCGACUAGCCCCGAAAGCGAGACGGAGGCCGACGAUUUUGCGCCCAAGAGAAAGCAGCGCCGUUACAGAACGACCUUUACCAGCUUUCAAUUGGAAGAGCUCGAAAAGGCCUUCUCCAGGACGCAUUACCCGGAUGUAUUUACGAGGGAGGAGCUUGCUAUGAAGAUCGGCCUGACGGAAGCACGGAUACAGGUCUGGUUCCAGAACCGACGGGCCAAGUGGCGUAAACAGGAGAAGGUCGGGCCCCAGGCGCAUCCCUAUACGCCGUAUCCACCACCGUCGGCGGUCGUGGCGCCGACCUUGCCGAACUCCUUCGCCCACCUGGUCACCUUUCCACACAGGAAGCCCUUCGACGCCUUUCGCUACCCGCCGCUGGGUCACGGCCCGGUCCUCCCCGGUAGUUACGCCGCUCAUCCCUUUCAUCGGGCUCCGCCGCCGUUGCUACCGCCCGGUAUGCCCCUGCCGUACACGUCCGCGGCAUCGUUUCAAACUCUGCUGGCGAAUAUAUCGGCGCAGCGGCCGAAACUGAUGUGUGGCUCGCCACCCCCGCCGCCGCUGUCCGCCCCCGCGAUUGUCCUGCCGCAUCCCCCGGUGGCGCCGCUGCCCCCGCCGACGGCCACCUCGCCGCAAAGUUCGCCCACGGGCAGCGUGGGUCUGCAGGAUAUCGACAGGAGGACUAACAGCAUCGUCUCCCUCAGACAGAGGGCUCGCGAGUACGAGCAACAGCUGGAGAGAUCGCUUAAGAACGGCGAUCUUAUAAGUUGAAACGUUGCGAACUGAAUAGGGAGUCAGUGAACGCGAGUCCGUCUUAAGGUGAUUUUGGACGGUCGCGAAUCGGCGACAGGUUUUAUACAAAGAAUGUCGGUAGAUUGAGUCGAUAUACUAAUGGGAUUUUCUUGGUGACAUUCAAAUCAGAAUUUGUUGAUCCGGAUGAAAUAUCAAAACACAUGUUUCUAACCGAAUGUUAUAUACAAAUAAAUCAACGGCAAAUGCGAUAUUUAAUUAUUGUAUAUACAAUUUUUUAAAUCACAUAUUCUCUAUUAUGUAUAAUGUCACGUUGAUUAGAUCCUGCUUCGAAUAUUUAUCCGAUCAAUCUGUUAUCGAUUGUCGCGAUGAGCUUAACAUAUACGAUCAUGAUUUCGUGACAAAUAAAGACUAUAAUCAUAUUGAUAAGCAACGAACUGUAUAUAGCAAAUAUGUUAAGCACGUUUGUUGAUCGAAGCAAUUUUUUUAUCAUCGAAGAAAUUAUAUGGAUCGUGAAAAGCAUGUGAUAAUUUUCAUUAUUCCAUCAGAGAAAUCUAUUGUCGAAACUAUA